Messenger RNA from Galendromus occidentalis (western predatory mite), 990 nucleotides. RefSeq lists its product as uncharacterized. Bases 1 to 990 code for a protein of 329 amino acids. The record is from RefSeq and is a predicted model, not a curated record. NCBI's taxonomy places the organism in Eukaryota, Metazoa, Arthropoda, Arachnida, Mesostigmata, Phytoseiidae. The transcript has a single exon. Gene Ontology annotation, molecular function: nucleic acid binding.
AUGCACCUCGAUGCGGUCGCGGUAGGCCCCAUUCAACCACCACUGGUCUCGUUGGAAAUCACAACAGACAGUUCACUUCAAGGUUGGGGCGCCUGGUGCGAACUAGGGGCCGCGGGCGGCGCCUGGAACGAUGACGACCGUCUCCUUCAUAUCAGCGCCUUAGAACUCAAAGCCAUACUACUGGCGGUGCAACGGCUGGCUAGAAACCACGCCAACACGUCCAUUGCGGUGCGAACCGACAGCACCAAUGCGAUGCCCAGCAUCAACAACUUCGGCUCUUUGCAUUCGACUCCGCUGAACUUCCUGUCCAGACAACUUUGGGCGUGGGCCUUUGCACGCAACAUUUUUCUGAGGGCCUCGCACAUCCCGGGCCUUCAGAAUGAACUCGCCGACCAGCUGUCGCGAACAGUUUUAGACAACCACAGCUACUCCGUGAAACAACACGUAUUCGAUAGAUUGGAGUCCGCCCACGGGACGUUCGAAAUCGACCUCUUCGCCGAUUUCUCCAACUAUGAAGUCGCCACUUACUUCAGUUGGGUCAAAGACCCCUUUGCGCUUAGCGUCGACGCGUUCUUGUCCCGUUGGGACCCUUGGAGCAACCCCUAUGCGUUUCCGCCUUUCAAGCUCGUUGAUCGAACCCUCUCAUUUCUGGACAAUUUCCCAACGUGCGAACUCACGCUAAUCUGUCCUCUUUGGCCGACACAGCCAUGCUUCCCGAGGCUCCUGCAACGCUGCAUCGACGAACCAAUACUACUACCGGGGGAUGCCGACCUCAUCCUCGACCGCUCAGGAACGCCACACCCUCUGCUGGUAUCCCGGAAGCUCCAGUUAGCCGCCUGGCGUCUAGCUCCCCUGUCCUGUCAGGAGAAGCGAUCCACUUUCUGGAAAACUCUAUCAGACCAAGCACACGCGCUGCAUACAACUCAUGCUGGCGAAAUUGGCUUCGUUGGUGUCGAGAACGAGAUUCCCCUACGCAUCACGUUUCUCUAA